Messenger RNA from Aspergillus calidoustus, 4538 nucleotides. The record is from the annotation of a GenBank genome assembly. NCBI's taxonomy places the organism in Eukaryota, Fungi, Ascomycota, Eurotiomycetes, Eurotiales, Aspergillaceae.
AUCUUUCCAUCUUUGAAGUUGCCCUCAACCACUGCAAUAAACUCUGUUACUUGCAACCUUGCUUUGCCAACUUAACCUUUUACUCGUCGGCAUUCCUUCUACACUCCAGCUUUAGCCCCAUCCUUUCAGCACAGUCUCUGGAGCUUGGCACCUUCCCUUUAGCACCAGUCGGGCCCGAUAAGACCUCACUCCACCGGUUCGGCAACAUCCCCUCUCGCAUCUUUCGACAAUAGCUACCAGCACCGUAUCUCUCGCUGAAUCAUCUGUUUACUCUCACCUUGUUCCCUCAAAGCAUCAGUGACCCACCUCCAAUAUAGGUCUGCUCUCCUGGUUCUUCAACGGAGCCAGGCGAAAAGGGCAGACUUGAAAUCUUCGAUCUGGCAAACCGCCUCCCUUCGUAUACGCCCUCCUCCGCGGCCCCCGACCACCCGACCCUCCCCUACUCCUCCGAGCCGACGUCCUCUCGCUCAAGCGCCGAUCCCUCCGUGGAUAGCACCCCUUCGUCACCAUAUCGAGAGUCCGCACAUAGUCGCAGUCGUCCGGGCGCCGCCGAGUAUAUAUCCUCUUCUUAUAGCCGUCGCCGCCGCCGCAGUCCGUCAAAUACCCCCGAAUCCCUACCCCAAGAAACCACCAGUCGUCCGGGAGGUCACACGGCGACAGGCGAGGCUAGUUUCCAGCAGCAAAACACCAGCGAGCCCCGUGCUCCGUCAGAGGGCUAUCCUUCAUUUUCCAAGCGCAGGCGCCUGGCAAAUAUGCGACCAGAUGGAGUUUCGAGUCCGAACAACUUUUCACAACUGCCGAAGAGCUCGGCGGCUUCGUCUUCUCAGAAGGCUGCCGUCUCCCGAGCUCUGAACGGACAGUCAACGCAUCCUAGCUCGAAUGGUGAAAUGAAGGUGGGCAGGUUACAAAAAGCUCCGGCAAAAACAACUUCAUACUUUGGGCAUGAUCGUGAGGAAGUAACUCGAAUACUCAUCCAAAGUCUAUACGAACUUGGCUAUAGUGGCUCAGCAGAACUAUUAAGCAAGGAAAGCGGUUACCAACUGGAAAGCCCCGCAGUAGCUAUCUUCAGGAAUGCGGUACUAGGGGGACGUUGGGCCGAGGCGGAACGCAUACUGGUACAGUCGUUUCAACAAUAUGGAAAUGGACACAUUGAAGAUGAAACGGCAAGCAAGGAGCGGUUGGCGUUGGUAGAGAAUGCCGACCGGAACGAGAUGCUUUUCUAUCUGCGGCAGCAAAAGUUCCUUGAAUUGUUGGAUACUCGAGAUCUCGGGGCUGCUUUGAUGGUUCUCCGCCAUGAACUGACACCCUUGAACUUUGAUAUUGGGCGCUUACACGCUCUGUCAAGUCUCCUGAUGUGCCCACCGGAGCACCUUCACGACCAAGCCGGUUGGGACGGUUCUAUUGGCUCAUCCCGAGAGCGUCUGCUUUCCGAGUUGUCCAAAUCGAUUUCACCCUCUGUCAUGAUUCCAGAUAAUCGAUUAGCUACGCUACUAGACCACGUCAAACAAAAUCAGAUCAACCAGUGCUUAUAUCAUAAUACCGCGCUGCCUCCAUCCCUUUACUCCGACCACAUGUGCGACCGGAACGAUUUCCCUCUGAGCACCAGACUGGAGCUGACCCAGCAUUCUGAUGAGGUCUGGCAUUGUCAGUUUUCUCACGAUGGCACGAAAUUAGUUACGGCGGGCCGCGACAACAGUGUGAUUAUUUACGAUACCAGCACAUUCGAAGUUAUCCAUAAACUUCAAGAUCAUGAAGCCGGGGUUGCUCAUGCUGUUUGGAGCCCGGACGAUUCCAAACUGAUUACUUGCUCACAGGAUAGAACAGCUCGUGUCUGGAGCACUGAGACCGGACGCUGCCUCUUGACCAUUAAUCACCACCGACAACCAGUAACAGCUGCCGUCUGGGCUCCCAACGGAGAGUCGUUCGUAACAGCCUCUCUCGACCUAACAUCUCAACUGUGUCACUGGAGCGUUCGUGGCCAGCCCCUGCAUAUGUGGCCCUCAGGUUUCCGUGUUCAAGACUGCGCCAUCACUCCAGACGGUCGAAGGCUGAUUGCUGUGGAUGUGGAGAAGAAAAUCCGAGUUUUCAACUUCGUCACGCACGAGGAGGAGUAUAUCCUUCCACUCAAGAGCAAGGCAACUUCAAUUGUCGUCAGCAAAGACUCACGUCACAUGCUUGUAAACCUGACUGAAUGCCAAAUUCAACUUAUCGACAUCGAGACUACCGAAGUAAUUCGCCGCUUUCAAGGCCAAAAACAAAGCACGUUUAUCAUUCGAAGUGCCUUUGGAGGCGCAGCAGAGAAUUUUGUCGUCAGUGGUAGUGAAGACUCUCGGAUUUAUGUAUGGCAUAAAGAGAACGGAACGCUUGUCGAGACCCUGGAGGGACAUUUGUCCGGCUGUGUGAACGCGAUUUCGUGGAAUCCUGCUGACCCCGGCAUGUUUGCCUCUGCAGGCGAUGACUGCUUAGUCAAGAUUUGGGGCCGAGCUAGCGAUGCGCAUCCGAAUAGCACGCCAAACAAGCGACGAGCGAUCACAGGCAAUGGUUACGCCCGGACGAGUGCUUUGCGGUCCACCUCGAGCUUUUAGAUUGCACUUUCCCCUCGAACGCCUUGCCUAGCAUUGCACCCCUUUCCUUCCACUUCUCCGCCAAUCCUCCAUCUAUUUGAACGCUGCAUAUAUGCAUUCUCUCAGGUUUUUCAUGAUCCAGUCGAUACAGGUCGCAGGCGCCCACCUUUUGGUUUCACAAAUUGUCCUAUACUUUGCAUUCGUCAAGGGGCGUUGAAUCUCCCACUUGAGCAUUUCCAUCUCAUGGGUGCUGCAUAUCAAUAUAUUCUUGUUCAUUCAAUAUACGGACUGUCUGCUAUUUACUAUGUCCAGGUUUUUGGUGGUCCAACUACUUAUUCUUAAGGGAGUGCGUUGGGUGUAGUGGGAUUUUGGGUCGCCAUUCUUUUGUCUUGUUUAGUUUUCUCUUGUGUUGUUUCUGCACCUAGCUCUUAGCACAUCAUAGUUUACUAGACUCAGCCCGGCGAGGCAGGUUGGGUACCUAUAGGAAUGGUAAACCCGCUCAAGCAGUAGUUGCAUAUACGGACUCCAAAUGAUGCGGAAAGAGACGACUCAAUUAAAUAGUUGCGAAAAUAUGCCAAACUGUAGCAUCGAUUCAUUGCUAAGAUAAAAGAAGAUAUGGUAUAUAGAAAGUGGUAGAAGAAGCCCCAUCGACCCUUUUAACUGUCACACAAGAGCAUUGAGAUAUCAUUUGUUGAUUUAGAUAGUGUUGAUAACUUCAGUCCGUAGAGUAGAGCGUCAGCAAUGCAAUCCAGCCUCCGAACAGGGCACAGGUAAACGAGCCUGGAACAUACCAAUUUAAGAAAUUUCCCAUUUCCUCCACUCUGCCUUUUGUGGUUCCCUGUCCCCGAAGAGUGCCAAACACCCAAGUGGCUUUUACAUAUUCGUGGCAAUGACUGUAAAUUGCAGGGUGCUCUGAAAGACUGUAUGGGGCGCAUUAGUGGCUAUGGCGCGAGAAUAAGAGAUGCGCCGUGAUGUGGAUCGACUCGUAAGAUAGCAGGCGAGAAAGCUUAAGAAAGUAGAUCGGCAACUGGAGAAUUGUCAGUGCAUACGCCGUGGUACGAGGAAUAAAGGCGAUCUCACCAUUCAUUGGCAUCUCGUCAAUCUGUGUUGAGUAGUACAGUUCGAUAUCACGCAGAAUGCGCACAUCGUCGCUCGUGACAAAGUUAAUGGCGACACCCUUUCGCCCAAAUCGACCGCUACGACCGAUACGGUGGAUGUAGUUCUCACGAUUGGUAGGAAGGUCGUAGUUGAUAACGAGGGAGACUUGUUGAACGUCAAUACCACGGGCCCAGACGUCGGUAGAGAUCAGCACUCGAGAGUUGCCCUGUCGGAAAUCCUGCAUAAUGCUGUCACGUUCUUUUUGUGGCAUCUCUCCGUGCAUGCUGGAGACUGUGAAGUUUGCUUCGCGCAUCUUGUCGGUGAGCCAGUCGACCUUUCGGCGGGUGUUGCAGAAGAUGACGGCUUGUGUGAUAGUAAGAGUAUCGUAGAGAUCGCAGAGGGUGUCAAACUUCCAUUCUUCCUUUUCAACGGCGAUGAAGUAUUGCUUGAUGCCUUCCAGUGUCAAUUCGUCACGCUUGACGAGAACGCGCACGGGAUCCGUCAUGAAUUUGGUAGUCAUGUCGAGCACAUCGUACGGGAGGGUGGCGGAAACGACAACCACCUGGGUAGCCGGAGGAAGGUAGCGGUAAACGUCGUAAAUCUGUUCGCGGAAACCACGGUUGAGGAGUUCGUCUGCUUCAUCAAGGACAAGCAUCUUGAUGUGCCGAGUGCGCAGGUGGCGUCUCCGAAUCAUAUCUGCGACACGACCAGGAGUUCCAGAAACCACAUGUUGACCGUAGUCAAGCUUUCUGAUAUCCUCUCCAAUGUUUGUGCCUCCAAUGCAAGCAUGGCAUUGAACGUUCAUAUAGUCGCCGAGGGCCAUAAUGACGGACUGGAUCUGGGUCGCAAGUUCGCGUGUGGGGGAGAGGACGAGAG